This is a messenger RNA of Bolinopsis microptera, 1262 nucleotides long. Its product is annotated as mu-type opioid receptor-like. Lineage: Eukaryota; Metazoa; Ctenophora; Tentaculata; Lobata; Bolinopsidae. The transcript has 2 exons. Gene Ontology annotation, molecular function: peptide binding; G protein-coupled receptor activity. Gene Ontology annotation, cellular component: plasma membrane. The coding region runs from base 10 to 981 and encodes 323 amino acids. Gene Ontology annotation, biological process: G protein-coupled receptor signaling pathway; cellular response to hormone stimulus. The record is from RefSeq and is a predicted model, not a curated record.
UUCACAGCGAUGAUUUACUCGACCACCAAUAACACAACAAGUGUGAUGCUUAGUUCAGCGGAAAGAUACUGCAUAUUAGGAUACCAUCUUAUUAUUGUCAUCUCAUCCUUGAUAGGAGAUACUAUCGUGCUAGUGGCAGCCAUCAAGUACAGAGCUAUAAAACUACACAAGUUCAUCGUAGGACUGAUCGUACAUAUUGCUGUUUGUGACUUGACUCUCAAUUUCUCCUACGUCAUACCAGCCGCUAUAUCCCUGGCAGCUGACGGUUGGAUCUUUGGUAAUUUGUUGCUUUGUAUCCGUGUCUAUGUUACCUGGUUCUCCUUCUCAGCCAGCGUCUUCUUCGUAUGUGCUCUUACUUCCAGCAAGCUGUUUAUACUAAAACACCCCCUACGAUCCAGAUCUUUGACAGAGAGGAAUGUUCACGUAAUGUGUGGGUGCAUAUGGAUAAUAUCUGGCUACAUGCCAAUAUUAUUCUUCAUUAUAGAUAAGGACGACGUGAAGUUCGACCCCCUAACUUAUUACGGAGAAUACGGCUAUAACGCGGCAACCUGGGACUGGCUUGUACCUCUCAGUGCUGCCUUAUUAGCAGGCAUCCCCAACACCGUAACUAUCCUGAACACUAUCUGUAUAACACUGUAUCUAGUGGAGGCUAGAAAUGUAGCCAGAGUGAGCGGGGGAAGGUUGGUGUGGCACGGACUGUUGACGGUGGUGUCCACUGCUGUGGUGUGUUCUGUUGCUUCCAUGCCCAUGGCACUGUACUUCGUGACGUCCAGACAUAAAAUGUUUGAAGGGAGAUCGGCGGAUAGUUUCCAUGUAGUUGCAAGAUAUCUAACCCUGCUAAAUGUUAUGUCGAACUUCUUUAUAUACUGUGUCACCGUGCCAAGUUUUAGGAAGUUUAUAAAAAUAAAGGUGUUUGGGAAACGAGAUCCGUCCGUCAACCAUACCAGACGGGCAUUGAAAAAUACAUUAACACUACUUUGAAGCAACUACUCUACAACUGUAACAAGAACAACUACUCUACAACUGACGCUCACUAUAACACAUGUCAUCAACGUGGUCUGAACUCCAGUGUGAGAUUGCACACGGACAAGUCUCUAACACCUUAUUGACCAGGGGACAGCUGUAUUGUCAUUUAAUUGUGAAGAUUGGGCAUUUCUCUGCCGAUCUAGCUAACUUCCAACAAUCAACAAUGGUGCAAGUUUUAAAACUUAAUUUUUAAUUGAACGUGCUUUUAUCUUUUUAUAGAAACGUUAAUUAUGAGA